Molecule: messenger RNA, 552 nt
Organism: Aspergillus terreus NIH2624
Lineage: Eukaryota; Fungi; Ascomycota; Eurotiomycetes; Eurotiales; Aspergillaceae
Exons: 3
Coding region: 1-552 (183 amino acids)
Source: RefSeq, a predicted model, not a curated record
AUGAUCACCUCGCUUCUUCUCCAUUGUAUGCUCCUGGUUCUCGCCAGAGCCGUGGACACAACCGCAUCAGACAUUGUUACAACAACAUCUACUGUCCCCCCUUAUCCCCGACAAACGGGGAUUGUUUCGGAAUGUAAUCGGUACUAUCGCGUCUUGAAUGGAGACAACUGCUGGUCCAUCACGAGACACUACGGCAUCAACAUCGACGACUUUUACCACUGGAACCCUGCCGUUGGGCCAGCCUGCGAGACGCUGUGGGUUGGCUAUUAUGUGUGCAUCGGUGUCUGGCGUAAGCUGCUUGUGUCAACUACCACGUACUCUGCUAAUCCGUUGCAAAACACCAGCACCAUCCCCGAAACCUACUACGACUACAGCAAAGCCCACCGUAACUUGUGUAUCUCCAAACCAGUCGGCAACAGCACCGAAUUGUACCGAGUGUUCAUGCAGUGGAAUCCGAGUGUAGGGAACGAGUGUCAGAAUCUGCUGGCAGGAUACUGCUACUGCGUCUCUGCGCCACCAGUUAACUCGCAGACAAGCCAGCCUAGCACUUGA